AGGGAAAACACAUAUUGCUAAGAACUUUAUAAACAGUUUGGGAGUUGGGAGAUUGGACCUACUUGGCUGCAGCUACCUCAGCAGGAAUUUAUAGCAAAGAAGGAGACACUGUCUUCAAACAAAUAGCCAUCAUGACCCACCAGUUUCCUGCGCUGACUCCGGAGCAGAAGAAGGCCCUGUCUGACAUAGCUCAGCGGAUUGUGGCUCCAGGGAAGGGGAUCUUGGCUGCAGAUGAGUCUGUGGGUACUAUGGGGAACAGACUGCAGAGGAUCAAGGUGGAGAACACAGAGGAAAAUCGCCGCGCCUUCCGAGAGAUCCUCUUCUCUUCGGAUGCCUCCAUCAAUCAGAGCAUUGGGGGCGUGAUCUUUUUCCAUGAGACCCUCUAUCAGAAGGACAGCAGUGGAAAGCCAUUCCCAGAGGUCAUCAAAGACAAAGGCAUUGUGGUGGGAAUAAAGCUAGAUAAAGGAACAGCCCCGCUGGCAGGAACAAAUGGAGAAAUCACCAUUCAAGGGCUGGAUGGACUCGCUGAGCGCUGCGCCCAGUAUAAGAAGGAUGGUGCUGAUUUUGGCAAGUGGCGUGCUGUGCUGAAGAUCACAGACACAACUCCCUCCACUCUAGCCAUCCAGGAGAAUGCCAACACGCUGGCACGCUAUGCCAGCAUCUGCCAGCAGCAUGGGUUGGUGCCCAUUGUAGAACCGGAGGUGCUACCCGAUGGAGACCAUGACCUCCAGCGCUGUCAGUAUGUUACAGAGAAGGUCCUGGCUGCUGUCUACAAAGCCCUGAAUGAUCAUCAUGUCUACUUGGAAGGAACACUACUCAAACCCAAUAUGGUGACUGCUGGGCAUUCCUGCCCCAAGAAGUACACCCCUGAGGAGGUAGCCAUGGCAACAGUCACUGCCCUCCAUCGCACUGUUCCUGCUGCUGUUCCUGGAAUCUGCUUCCUGUCUGGAGGCCAAAGUGAAGAAGAAGCUUCUCUCAACCUCAGUGCCAUCAACCAGUGCCCUUUGCCCAAACCCUGGAAGCUGACCUUCUCAUAUGGACGGGCUCUGCAGGCAUCAGCACUUGCUGCAUGGGUUGGCAAACCUGAGAACAAGAAGGCUACGCAGGAGGCAUUUUGCAAACGGGCACAGAUUAAUGGGUUAGCAUCCAAAGGACAAUAUAUUGUCUCUGGAAAGAGUGAUGCAGCUGCGAAACAGUCCCUUUUCACUGCCAGCUACACGUACUAGGGUGUGGGAAUACACCACCACCCUGUCCCUCUAGGGGGACCGAAAAAGGAAAAAUCCUAAUCCCAUAAAGGAAACUG
Messenger RNA from Chelonoidis abingdonii (Abingdon island giant tortoise), 1303 nucleotides. It is a transcript of the gene ALDOB, whose product is annotated as aldolase, fructose-bisphosphate B. Gene Ontology annotation, biological process: glycolytic process. Gene Ontology annotation, molecular function: fructose-bisphosphate aldolase activity. The record is from RefSeq and is a predicted model, not a curated record. Lineage: Eukaryota; Metazoa; Chordata; Testudines; Testudinidae.